Messenger RNA from Bipolaris victoriae FI3, 705 nucleotides. RefSeq lists its product as hypothetical. Bases 1 to 705 code for a protein of 234 amino acids. The record is from RefSeq and is a predicted model, not a curated record. Lineage: Eukaryota; Fungi; Ascomycota; Dothideomycetes; Pleosporales; Pleosporaceae. The transcript has 2 exons.
AUGACCACGAAGGGACGGCGUUGGGAGGGGGAUGCGAAACGCAAAUCUGAGGGGGCAGCGGCAGCUUUAGGUGUCGGAGGGCGAGUGAAACAGGAGCCUAGUCGUCUCACAUUGAUCUAUUUCCGCACGCCAGCCAGCAGGGCGGCCUGUGCAGGUAGCGCGGCCAAUUGGGGCUCCGAGGGCCCCGCUCGCGCCCUCCUUGGCGGACAGGGAUCGUGGCGACUCGUGGGCCGGGAGGCGUGUGCGCCCUGGCCUGGCCCGCCGAUGCCCUCGCAUGCCCAUGGGAGGCCGUGGCAUGCAUGCAAAGGGAAUGGCAUGGCCUCCCACGCCCGCCCAUGGUCCCCUUUGCUGCAAGCUAGUCCUCUGAUCUGCAUGUACCAAACACGCGCCCUCCCUUUCCCCAUCCUCGGCAUGUGCCAGUCUGCUUGGACCGCCCACUCCAACUGCGGACUACUGCUGCAGGUACAUCACACCUGCGCUCUUGCUCAAAUCGCCCUCGUCUGUGCGUCACAGGCAGUCGCAGUAGUACGCUACCCAGCCUCGCUGCCACUCGUCCCUCACCACUACCUCGAUCCACGGCCGCUUUUCUGUCCCUGCCAUGUCGUACCUACAUCCGCACCCACCCAACUACACUACACCACACACAGUCAGAUGCACACCAACACCACAAAUCAACCCUGCGGCCGUGGUUUGAUCUUCAUCUGA